This is a messenger RNA of Brassicogethes aeneus, 844 nucleotides long. Lineage: Eukaryota; Metazoa; Arthropoda; Insecta; Coleoptera; Nitidulidae. The record is from the annotation of a GenBank genome assembly.
AUCAAGAAUGUUAAUUUAGGCGAAGGAAAUUUUUGGACAAUCUGCAGAAGGAGGAGGUGAGGAGGGCGGCGCGGGGGAAGGUGAGGAUGAAUUCGAAGAAAUGAUUGGUAAUGCCAGCAGUAAACUGCUUCCGCAUUUUGUCAUCAGUCUUAAAGCCUCGGACGAUUUUCUGAACGCAAGAGUUAUGGCACUUCCAGAAAGUCAAAUACAAAAUACACAUUAUGACGAGAAAGGCAUGAUUCGACGGCUAGCAGAGUUCCGAGCUAAUAAUACGGAGGACAACAGCAUGCUGAAUUUUUUCGACGAGAUCGAAAUUCAUCCGAUAAUAAUAAACAUAGAGGACGAUGAUUUAACUUUGGAUUGCAUUCUGGAAUACCUUUCUACGAUUGUUGGUGAGCCGAACACGUUUGGGCUAACUCCCGAGGAAGAAGUAGAGCUGAACCGUUUGCAGGAAGAGAACGAGAGACUCAGAGAGGAGCAAGAAAAAUUAAGAGCAAAAGCUGAGGAAAAUGAGUGUCAGAUCGCGUUUCAAGACAAAAUGGAGGAGUGGACUGAUAUGCUGCAAAAGUACCAAAAAGAAGAAGAAAAAGUUUUAACGGCCAAAGCGGAACCGUUAAGAUUUUACCUAAUGAGAUACGUUUUUCCAGUUCUUAUUAGAGGCUUAGUUGAGACUGCGAAGGUUAAGCCACCUGAGCCUUUGACUUUUCUGGCGGAAUUUUUGUUUAAGGAAAAUCCUGAAGGAAAAAUGUUCGAUCCCUCGUAUACAGAGGAUGGGGAAACUCUUUUAGUUCAGUAUGAGACUAAUAUUGAAGGUGUAAUGCUGGAAAAUAUACCUGAUGCCUAA